AUGGUGGCGAUCGAUGACGAGCACAAUGGCUGGCGGAGGCUGGUUCUCCCCCUCGCGCACGAUGAUGAGCUGAUCAGAGACGCAGUCCUGUCGGCUUCCGCGUACCACUAUUCUACGAGUGUGUCGCCGCAGUCCAUCAUGCCCACCAAUAUUUACUACCAAGCCAUUGGCAAACUUCGGAGGCGGCAAGAUCUUGAGCAAUACGAUAUCGCAGGAAAGCAGGCUGUGGUGUUGUCGUUGCUGGUGUUCUUGGCCACCGUUCUUGUCAGCGGCUCCUCUGAUUUUCGCAUCAUCCUGAAGCUACUGGAGGCAGCCGUGCAAGCUGUGGGCGGGGAAGAGAGGUUGAAUGUCGGGGAACUUGGCAUUUUCCUGGUCCGGCAGAUACGAAAGUUCCGUAAUUACGCCUCGCCGCUCCUCAGUCAAGCACAGGGUCUCGCAGUGUUAUCCCAAACGUCGGCGUUGCUCCGCCCCUCGAAAUCGCGUGGCUGGGACGAUUUCACAGCCCUCUACAACAAAUACCCAGAACAUCAAAAGUCCAUGUCCAUCGUCUACGACCUGAACGAGCAGGUCUGCAACAUCUACGUCCAGAGAGCACGCUCCGGGCCCAACGGACCACCAUUGACUGACGAGGUCAACCAGUUCAGGUCCACACUGGACACUUUCCCGUCCGGACCGCUGUCAGAGAACGUUCUCACCUGGCCCAUCUUCAUCGCGGCCCUCGAGAGCACGACUCCGGAGCAACAACAGUAUUUCACCCAACGCCUCCUCGCUCACCACAGCCGCAGCGGCUUUGCCAACAUCCUCACCGGCGUCGAGCAGUUGAAAUGGGUGUGGAACAAUGACAACCGCACAAAUUGGACGCAGUUGCUGCCGGACUUCGAGGCCUUUAUUGUAUAA
Molecule: messenger RNA, 897 nt
Organism: Cyphellophora europaea CBS 101466
Lineage: Eukaryota; Fungi; Ascomycota; Eurotiomycetes; Chaetothyriales; Cyphellophoraceae
Exons: 2
Coding region: 1-897 (298 amino acids)
Biological process (GO): positive regulation of transcription by RNA polymerase II
Cellular component (GO): nucleus
Molecular function (GO): DNA-binding transcription factor activity; transcription cis-regulatory region binding
Source: RefSeq, a predicted model, not a curated record